AUGCAGUCCGGAAUUCUGGCUUCCAAGGAGCUCCAGGCCCAGUUUAGCUCCUUGCUUUCCGAUUCCUCGACCUUUGGGCUGUUAUCGACCAUCGAAAAGGAGGCACUUGUGCCUGUGACGACCAUCCCACAGAAGGGCCAUUCUUUCGAAGAGAACCUUACCGCCCUAGAGCCUCAUUUGAAGCCCAACGUUGCGCUCUACAUCAUUCUUCGUCGAUAUGACACCGCCCCCUACUUCGUUGCGGCCACCUACAUCCCCGACUCUGCCCCUGUGCGGCAGAAGAUGCUAUUUGCGUCGACACGGCUGACAUUCGUGCGUGAAUUGGGAACUGAGCACUUCCGCGAUACCAUCUUCACCACGAAUCCAGAGGAGCUUUCGGCGAGCGGUUUUAAGAAGUUGGAGGCGCACGCAAAGCUAGAAGCACCCCUCACGGAAGAGGAACGAACCCUUGGCGAGGUCAAGCGAGCGGAGCAAGCUGCAGGUGCUGGCACUGGUACAAGGGAGAUUCACCUUAGCAAGAACCUGAAUAUGCCCGUGGCAGAGGAUGCCAUUGCCGCUAUGAAGGAAGUCGGUACGGAAGGUGGCCGUGUGGUGACUAUGCUGAAAAUCAACCCCGAAACAGAAGUUGUGGAACUUGUCCCCGAGUCUCCAACACCCAGCACCAUCACCGAGCUGACCCAGGCUAUUUCUUCCACGGAGCCCAGAUUUACCUUUUUCCGGUUCAAGCACACCCACAAUGGCGCUGAGCAGACGUCUAUGCUGUUCUUCUACACCUGCCCUGCCACCGCUGGCAAUAAGUCGAUCAAGUUCCGGAUGCUGUACCCGCUAAUGAAGCGAGCUGUCUUGGAGGUUGCUAGCAAGGAGGCGGGAUUGACCCUGGAAAAGAGGUUCGAGGUUGAGGAACCAAGUGAGAUCACAGAGGAGAGCGUCUUGGAGGACUUACACCCCAAGGUGGCAACCAGACAGGCGUUCAGCCGCCCCAAGCGACCUGGGCGGUAG
Clonostachys rhizophaga is the source of this 999-nucleotide messenger RNA. Lineage: Eukaryota; Fungi; Ascomycota; Sordariomycetes; Hypocreales; Bionectriaceae. The record is from the annotation of a GenBank genome assembly.